This is a messenger RNA of Anguilla rostrata (American eel), 2143 nucleotides long. RefSeq names its product thiamine triphosphatase (gene thtpa). Gene Ontology annotation, molecular function: magnesium ion binding; thiamine triphosphate phosphatase activity. The coding region runs from base 151 to 1014 and encodes 287 amino acids. The transcript has 4 exons. The record is from RefSeq and is a predicted model, not a curated record. Gene Ontology annotation, biological process: dephosphorylation; thiamine diphosphate metabolic process; thiamine metabolic process. NCBI's taxonomy places the organism in Eukaryota, Metazoa, Chordata, Actinopteri, Anguilliformes, Anguillidae.
AGCGGUACAUCUAGUAUGUUACGUAUCUAUAGCUGUAAAUCGAGAGUGUUGCUGUCCGUGCCACGCCUGUCGAAAUUGAUUUUAUUUUCAAAAUAAAGAACGGGGCAACGAAGUCAACUAAUCUUUUCUAGGUGCGAUACUGAAGACACGAUGAGUGUGGAAGUGGAGAGAAAAUUUGUGUGUGACCCAGACAUCAAGAACAAAUUAAGAGAUAUUGGAGCUGUAUGUGUUGGCCAGUGCCGAUUUCAAGAUCAGUAUUUUGACUCUCCAGACUUCAGUCUAACACUGAACGAUGUGUGGCUGCGUUGUCGCCAAGGAUGCUGGGAACUCAAAUGUCCUGCAGUGGAGAAGAUGCAAGGAUGGGAGGAGGAUCAGGCGGAAAGAUUGUGCACUAGAUACCGAGAGAUAACCAUUCUGCCUGAGAUUAUAGCAAAAGUGAGAGAGGUUAUGAAAGAGAAAUGUGAAGAACAAAAUGGGCUGAUCAAUCCAUUGGCUGAGAAAGAAUACAAAGAAAGCGACAUACAAGGUCCAAAAGAGGAAAAAGGAAGGCCAGAGACCAGCAGGGAAAUUGACCAGAAAAACCCAGUUACCAGUCUUGACGAAAAACCCUUAAACCCACGAGCCGAUGUUGAAAAGUGCAUGGCAGCAGGGAUUGAACAUUCCAACCAGUGCUGUGCAGAAAGUAGCAGUGACCUAUCCUGGUUGAGGGAAAUGAACCUGGCACCCUUUGCUAAGUUCACUACUGAGCGAUGCUCUUUCUCUCUUACUGAGGAGGGUGAAGAGGGUGGGAUUCAUGUGGAUCUUGACCAGGCUGACUUUGGGUAUUGUGUUGGAGAGAUAGAGGUUCUGGUCCCAGAUGGAAAAGAGGUCCAGUCUGCACUGCACAAAAUACAGAGGACUGCUGAAAGGCUGGGUCUGGCUGGCGAUCAGAGGGUGAAAGGAAAAAUGGAUGUUUAUUUGCAGAGGUAUUGCCCAGAGCACUAUUCAAAGUUGCUAAGGGCUCAUGUACUGUAAGAGACUAGAAUGUGUCAGCAUUUUAAUUCCCUAUACAAUAUAGAUUGAAAAAAGGAAAUUUAUUUAUUUCAAAUAGAUACUUAAAUUGGAUAUUUCUCUUCUUAAAACACCUAUUUAUUGUCAGUAAUAAUCCAUACAUCAUACUGUCAAAACAGUGUAAUUAUUAAGGAAUUAUUAUUAAUAAUUAUUAAGAAAAGUAUAUAUAUCAUAUCAGAUUAGCCAUGUAUAGUGACAUUACUCUGAUAGUGUUUUCUUUUCGUAAUCCUGUGCAAGGUUUUUCCUGCAUUGAAACGUCUUAGGCGGGCUGCCUAAGUGUUUUUUUCAAGCCAGCUAAGCCACCUACACUCUCAGAAAAAAAAGUGGUUAAAAAGGUACUAACACUUGCCGUUCGGGUGGUACCCUAUUAGAACAUAAAAUUGUUCCCAUAGCCAGUAAUGCAUAAUCAAUUUCUACCAUUUUUCCUUGUGAAAGGUACUCAUCAGUACCCAAAUAGAACAGUAUUGUACUUUCAGGGUACAUUUAGGAAAUUUGUUCCUUAAAUGACAAAAAUGUACCUCCCCUUUGCCUUUAUUUUGGUUAACAAUAAUAAACAUUAUGUACGAACAUUUCAUAAAUUGGGCCACAGGUAUGUCUCCACCCUGUGACCUGUACAGAUUUUAAACUUGUAUUUCAAUGGCUAUCUUCCAAGAGUCCCCAUAGGCACUUUAACUGCACAGUCAAGUGACUAAUCAUACAAUUGAGUUUCUAAUUGAGCCAUUUAUAUAAACGAUUAGUUGAUCUAAUAUGGGGAGAGUCAGGGUGUAAAGUGAACAUGGACCUUUAAAUGUCCUGAAAAGCAUGUCUUUGAGCCAGUGGUCUUCCCUCUUGGUCCUGGAGAGCUGCAGGGUCUGCUCACUUUUGUUGUUGCUCAGCACUUGAGCAGCACAGCAAUUGAUCAGUUAAAGUAGUUGAUUUGCACAUAGUUAAUUCGGGUUACCUGGUUUUUUGGGUCUGAAUCAGUCUCUGAUCUACAGGAAAAAACAAAAACCAGCAGACUAUGUGGCUCUCCAGGACCAGGAUUGAGUAUCACUGCAGUAAAAAGAAAAAUAAAUCCAUAUAAAGCAGGUUAUUGUUUUAACCCAGCUCCAAG